UGACAGAACGAUCAAGAACCUAAUCAAAACAUCCGAGAAUUAAUAUCGGACUAUCACAAAUUCAAACUGAAAUCAUCAUUAGGAUCAUUCCUAAUCACAAUGCUAUUUCUAUCACUCUCCACAUGAUCAAAUAUCUCCAAAUUCGUUCUUAUAUCACAAACUAAUCACUUAAAUUCCCGUUAAAUGUUGGCCCUCGGGCCAAAUUCGGACAACAAUAGGGUAGCAAUUAGAUGGCUAAUUUCAAGCUUAAAUGGCUGUCAACAUACCAUAAUUCUCCAGCUAAAACCGGAGCUGCAGGGGGAAGAGAAGCCGGCGGCAAUUUGGAGAAGAAGCUCACGGCCGAAAACAUGCCCAGAAAUCACCCACCCACAAGCUGUAGCUCACGGACAGGGGAAGGGAGAACCGACCAGAUCUGGGUUCCUGCAGAGAGGGAGAGAUUUCUGGGUUCUAAAUCAGGUUCUUGGACAAGAAAAUAAGGGAAAAUCAUCAAGCUUUACCGGUUUUUCAAGGGAGGAAGUCGCCGGCAGCUUGGGGGCUUUGUUCGGCUGCAGCGGGAAAAAGAAGAGCAGAAUCGGGAAAUGGCUGGGGAAGAAAAGAAGGAAAAAGAAAAAGAAAAGAAACUGAUCCUU
Molecule: messenger RNA, 629 nt
Organism: Rubroshorea leprosula
Lineage: Eukaryota; Viridiplantae; Streptophyta; Magnoliopsida; Malvales; Dipterocarpaceae
Source: the annotation of a GenBank genome assembly